UGGGUAGUACGCACAGGGCGCUUUUUAGCCACGUUUUACCCCUCAUUGUUGUGAUGAUACGCCAUCUCAGUUUUGCUCCUAUUUUCCCAUAGCUCUUCUAAAUCUUACUCCUUCUUCCCCGAUCAGAUCACCAAAACCCUAUUUCCCAUUCUCCCUUGUUUGUUCCGCCAGCUCUAGUGUGAAUCCUUCAAUUUCAAACGAUUUCAAUUGAUGAUAUUGGCUACACUUUUGUAAAUUAUUGGAUUAUAUUGGAUUGGAUUGCAUAAUGCUUAUUUAAAAUUCAUAUACGCUUAAACGUUCAGAGAGAGGGAGGUGAAUUGAUUGAUCGUAGUGCUGUAGCUGGAAUUGGGAUGCAGAGGCAAAGUCCGCCGAAGCAUAGGCACGAUGGGACUUCGCCUUUGCCGUUGGGAAUGGAUUGGAGCCCUCCUCCCAAAAGAUGGGCUGGACAGGAAACUAUAUGGCCGCAUGAUCCUCAAACAGGGUGGAGUUAUUGUGUCACAAUCCCUUCUUGGAUUAUCGUUGCAAAACCAAAAGAUUCAGAUUCUGUAGUGGGCAGUUUUACAGGGUUCUGGUUGGCAUACAAUCACCGGACGGGAUCACAACUACUCAUGUCGUACUUAGAAGAUUCAACGAUUUUUUGAAAUUUCAUGCUGCACUAAAAAGAAAAUUUCCUACGAAAAACCUCCCUCCAGCUCCACCGAAGGGAUUUAUGCGGUUGAAAACCAAGACCCUUUUGGAAGAGAGAAGGUCUUCUUUGGAGGAAUGGAUGACAAAAAUACUAUCUGAUAUUGAUAUUUCAAGAUGUGUUUUCUCAGCAUCUUUUCUUGAACUUGAAGUAGCUGCCAGAUCUUCAUUUAAAGUUGAACGUCUCACUUCAGAAUCAAGACCUUCUGUAAAUAGCACAAUUUCCUCUCUUGAAGCUCAAGCUAGUGCAGGCUCGUCUGCAGUAGCUGGCAGUUCAUCACAUGCAUCUGACUAUGGUAGCGACACUGCUUAUGAGGCAUCUGAAAUGGGGACUGAAGAUCUCUCACUAGAUGAGGAUUUAUCAAGUCCAAUUGAUAAGUUUAUGAAGUAUGGCAUGUCCAAUAUUGAUGAGGGAUUGUUCAUGGGACAGGCUAUUUUAGAGCAACUUGGAAGUUUUCCCAGUAAUAAUAAUAUCAAGACAAAAGAGAUUAAUAAUAAUGUUAUAGAUGAGAGUAUGAGCAAUGGAACUGCAUCAAAGUCUUCGUAUAAUUCAAGUGAUAGUCAAAUAAUUCGUCAUGCUAAAAAGUUAUCAGCUGAGAGUGUUGCAAGUGAUAUCAAUUGUCAAAGAGAGGGCGAGAUGUCACACUCGGCAUUUCCCAAUUCAUUUGGAAACACAGAUCAACUACAACUGGUCCUUCCUUCAGAUCAACGUCAUAAAAUGCAUAGAAUUCUCGCCACUCUGAAACAGAGAUUGGGGACAUCAAAAACUGACAUGGAGGAUCUUAUAUCAAGGUUAAACCAGGAAAUUGCUGUGAAAGAUUACCUGACGACCAAGGUCAAAGAUUUGGAAGUGGAGCUUGAGGCAACUAAAGAAAAAAGCAAAGAGAACCUUGAGCAGGCAAUAUUGAUUGAGAGGGAAAGAGUGACUCAGAUGCAGUGGGACAUGGAAGAUCUUCGUCAGAAGUCUAUGGAGAUGGAGUACAAACUAAAGCUGCAACAGGACGAAAUAAAUAAAGAUUCCACAGAAGUCAAUUUAUACCAGGAAAAAGAUGCACUCCGACAGGAGUUGGCAGCCACAAAACUACAGAUGGAGGUGCUAAUGAAACGAUAUCAUGAGCUGGAAGUGAAUUCAAAACACGACAUAAAAGUUCUUGUUAAAGAAGUUAAAACUCUUCGGAGUUCUCAAUCAGAAUUGAAGCAACAGCUUAACGAGUCAUCCAAGGAUAAAGAUGAAAUUGAGAGGCAGUAUGCACAGGAAAAGCAAAGCAGUGAGCAAUCUAAAACCACUUGGAAGAAACUGCUGCAUGAUUGUGAAAUUCUCCAACAGCACUUCGAAGGGUGCAAGAUCAACUUAGCUGAAAAUGUAAACGACCUUAUAAAAAAUGUGCAAUCACUGCCAGAUGCGAAGGAGCUGCUCUCCACUUCUGAUGAUCAAAUCAAUCUUCUACUUGCCAAGGUGCAACGAUUGGACGAAGGCGAAGGAAUCAAUUCGGUUUCCAGUGAUGAUACAAAAAACGUUUUUGAUAUUGACAUGAUGGAGAUAAUUGAGGGGGCGAGGAAGAUGCUAAAAAACGUCUUUGUUAGUAAUGCUAAAUUGAGAAAGCAGGUAAAUUCUGUGGUAAGAAAUGCUAUUGAUACUAAUGAAGUGUCUUCUCAUAGUAUAACUGAAGAUCAGCAAGGUGGAAAUGAUGUAAAAACAGAUGAAUUAGAUGAAUAAGGUUGCAUAUGUUGUACAAUUUUCUCAUAUAUAUAGAGGAUGUUUUGCAUCCAUUUGACUGAUAAUUAUUUACUAUGUUAACUUUGAGAUUCGCCUUGAUGGUUUUGUUGUUAGCAUCAUUCACGUGUACAGAUCCGACUAAGCAAUAUAUCAAACUUAGCGUUUAAUUGUGAUUUCCUUUCUUUCUUGAAGGAGAGUUGUAAUGUAAAAAUAAUGGUUAUUUAUUAUAUUUCAGAUGCCAAUUUUAUCACUAAAAAUUU
Molecule: messenger RNA, 2661 nt
Organism: Cuscuta epithymum
Lineage: Eukaryota; Viridiplantae; Streptophyta; Magnoliopsida; Solanales; Convolvulaceae
Source: the annotation of a GenBank genome assembly